AUGGUGCCCAUGUCGGAGGAAGAUCUGGAGUGGUUCAAGUCCACUUUUCGCCCCAUCCCCAAGCCGGAACUCCCCGACGAUAGCGUCGACUAUUCUCUCUACUAUAUCCCUACCAGCCCCGCCCCCGCUAUCGUCGAUGAAGUCGCAGAAACGCGGGCGCGACUGGUGGAGGUUCAACGCACGUCUGCAGAACUGGUGAAGGAUCUGCUGAAGGAUCAUAUCUGGCAGCGGGAAAGCUUCCGACUGGAAAUUACAAAAGAUGACGGAGUCACCUCGUUGCAUGGGCGCACCAACUUCGGAGAUUCGAUCGAGGAUGAAUGGGUGAUCGUGUACUUGUUGCGCGAGUUGACCAAGAAGCACAAUAAUGUCUGGGCUAAAGCGGUAGAUGGAGACGGUCAAUUCCUGCUCGUGGAGGCUGCCGCCACAUUGCCAGCUUGGUUGGAACCUGAGGUAGCAGACAACAGAGUGUGGAUCAAUCAAGGCCAACUGGUCAUCAUUAAGCCGAAAGCGGAUAAAAAGGACCGAGUGACGGAGAAAAUAUCACUAUCGGAUGCAAAGAAGAUCAUCUCGGAGGAGCCAGAACGCCUUAUGCGUUCCACCAUUAUCCAGGAGGAGGCAUUCUAUCGCUUGCGCAAUUAUCCGAAUCAGAUCAACGAGAAUCUUCACUCCGCACUCGUGAUUAUCCCGCGCAAAGUCGCUUUUCUGCUCCAUCAGAAGCCAGCAUACAUCUCCGCCGCUGUCGAAGCCUUUUACCUACGAGACCCCAUCGCGCUACGGCCGCUUCGAACGAAGGACUCCAACAGCUUCAUCUUCAAGCCUGAGGAUUUUGUCACCGCGAGCGUCCGCUUCACUCGGGUCGGAUACGCACAGCUCAAGAGUCAAGAUUUCCCGGUCCCGAAGUCGUGGAACGAUAAUUUACCUUCCACUGACAACCAGAAAGUAUAUGAUCGGGCGGAGAUAGGAAUGAAGCUGGCUUGCGGAUUUGAGAUGCUUCUCACGGAUCCUCAGAAUCAAGACAAGGCGGCUGUUAGAGAAAUGAAUCUCAUUCUCGAAGAUCUGGACACUGGCGAUGAACAACUUCCUACAGAUAAGGAAAUGGAGACUUGGGAUAGGAGGGAGGACGACGAGAAGUGGUUGGACAUAAGCUUCGAGGACUUGGAUCGGGAGCUCAAGGGGAAAGGAAAGGGCAAAGAUGGUGAACCCCUCGCCGAAGGGACCUUUGGGGAUGCGAACGCCCAAGAGAAUCUGCAGCGUAUCGUGGCUCAAUUCGAGAAGUUCUUGAACGAUGAUUCGGCCGGCUUUGAAGGAGCGGAAUUCAUUGACGACUAUGAUUCCGACACUGACGACGAGGAGGAGAUGAGCAGCGAUGGUGAGGAUAAAGAUGCUUCUUUCGAUGAGGAGGAAUUUUCCAGGAUGAUGAAGGAGAUGAUGGGGAUGCCUUCAAAGGCCGGUCUUCAGGGAUCGUCUCGGCCUUCAGCGUCGCGUAGUCGAGUGGAAGAGCUGGACAGCGAAUCCGAGGAUGACACGGAGCAGAUCAAGGAGCUGUCGAAGCAAAUGGAGGCAGAGCUGAGAGGCACAGGAGUUCUCGACCUCAAUCGCAAGGCCAAGGCAUUGGGUGACAAGCAGGCUUUAGCCGACGGAAAGUCGGGUGAAGGGGAGGACGGAGAUAUGCCUGAGCUCGAAGAGGAAGACAUCGACAUCAACUUCGCGAAGAAUCUCCUCGAAAGUCUUCAGGGACAGGCUGGUACCGCAGGUCCAGCCGGAAACAUGCUUUCAAUGAUGAACUUGGCCAUGCCCAAGGACGAUCGCCACCGAUGA
Aspergillus sclerotioniger CBS 115572 is the source of this 1818-nucleotide messenger RNA. Its product is annotated as putative regulatory factor Sgt1. NCBI's taxonomy places the organism in Eukaryota, Fungi, Ascomycota, Eurotiomycetes, Eurotiales, Aspergillaceae. The transcript is spliced from 3 exons. The record is from RefSeq and is a predicted model, not a curated record. The coding region runs from base 1 to 1818 and encodes 605 amino acids. Gene Ontology annotation, cellular component: nucleus.